AUUUAUCUUCUCCUCCCUUUUUCUUUUUAAUGUUUUAAAUAAUAAAAAAAACCCCACAAUGAAAUUGAAACUUCAAAUCCAAAUUUUUUUAGAGGACGAGGACAGACAAACCAGAGGCGAAUAAACCCUAAAUCGGACUUGAACGUCGUUGAAAAUUUCUCACAGAACUGUACAUAUCGCGAAAACUGUUGAUAGAUCAUAAAUCUAAGGACCAGAAAAAAGGUGUAAUUGUUAUGUCAACGAUUGCAGAGACGCCUGAAAAGGCGACAUGGAGUACCUGGGAGGAGCUCUUACUGGCUUUCUCCGUCAAGCGCCAUGGCCUCAAGGAUUGGGACGCUGUGGCUAUGGAGCUCCGGAGCAGGAGCCCCUUCCCCGCCCUCCUCACCGCUCAAAUUUGCAGGGAGAAGUACCGCGACCUCCAACGCCGCUUCACCGACGGCGACGCGGUGGUUGACGAUGCGGACGGCGGCGGCGGAGGAGACGUCGUUAUUCCGUGGCUCGAUGACUUGCGGCAGCUCCGCGUUGCCGAGCUCAGACAAGAGGUCCAUCGCCACGAUCUCUCGAUCCAGUCCUUGCAGUUGAAGGUGAAGCGGAUGGUGGAGGAGAGAGAGCGGAGCGGGGAGGAGAGACGGGAGGCGGUCAUUGAAUCAGAUCUGGCGGAGGGCGGAAAGGAGGAUUUGCCGACCGGCGGCGGAAGAGACAGGUCGGAGGAGGUAGCCGGUGAGGUCGUCUCCGGCGGAAGUCCCGAGCAUGAGAACCGGUCGGUGAACGAGUCUAAUUCCGCGGAGAAUACGGAGACGGAGGACAGGUGCAAACCCGAUCCGGUUCGGGGAAACCCGGAUCCGCAGAAAAAACCGGGCGGGGAGGAAGACUCGUGCAAGGAUAGUUCGAACCGGCACGAGGCUUCCAAGACGACGAGUCAGAAAAGCAACGGGGACGACGUGUCAAAUGACGUGGCAAGGGACGGAGGUGACGUGGAAAGCUCCGCCAGCUUGACGAAGAAGCGGCGGAAACGGCCCCAGGCCGGCGGCGGCGGCGACGCGCGGGCUCCCGCCAUCGUCAUAAAAGGAGGGGGCGCAGAUAAAUCAGAGCCGUUGAUUGCUCUUUUAGAUGAAAUCCGGUCGCACAAAAAUGGCACGGCGUUCAAGCGACGGCUCCAGAUUCAGAAAACGGACAAGUACAAGAGAAUAAUACGGAGACAUGUGGAUCUUGAAACGGUUCAAGCCCGGUUAGAUGACGGAUCCUACUCUUCUUGCCCCGCCAAAUUCUAUUUGGAUCUUUUGCUCCUCUUCAACAACGCCAUUGUCUUCUUCCCCAACUCCUCGCCGGAGUCGGCGGCGGCCCACGAACUCCGCGCCCUCAUCACGAAAAACCUCAAGACCCUGAACAAGAAAACCCCACAAUCACUGACCAAUCGUUCUAUGCCCGCCAAGGUCCAGCCCAAACCCGAACCCGAACCCGAACCGGACAACCCUGGGCCUUUGCUCUCCAAGGGCAGCAACCCUAGAGUUGCUCCAAUUGUAGUUUGCCGCAAGAGAAGCUCCCUAUCCGCCACUGCCGCGGCCAAAUCCACUGCCUCCGCCGAUGAGACAAGCCAAGAAAUUCCCAGCGGCUUAGACAGUCCGAAGAGGAAAGAGCGGCAUGCGACGGGCGUGCGGAGCAUGAGGGCCGGCAACAAAGGGCGCCCGAGCGGGAAAAAACCCAACAAGACGAGCGAAGACGAAGUCACCAAUGCAGCAACAGAGAAGGAAGGCGGCGGCGGCGGCUUUAGUGGCAAUGACAAGAAGAGAGGCGCGGCGAACUUCUUGAAGAGGAUCAAGAAGAGUUCUCCGGCCAAGGAGAUGGCGGCAUUGCCACCCGACACGACAAAGAGGUCUCCGGGUGAUGCGAAAAACAACGGAAAAGAGCAGCCGAAGAAGGGUAAGGGUAUAGAAAAGAAAGAAACAGCGUCCAAAACAACGCAAAGUGGGGCAAAAAAGUCAGAAGAGAAGUUCCCGGCGAAGAAGGGCGUGGGGCGACCUCGGACAAGGGGGAGAGAGGCGAUCUCCGAGGAGCAUUCGAAACAACCAAAGAAACGAGCCAAGAGGUAAACACAUGAAGUGUGGGACAUUAAGUUUUAGUGCAAGUUAUACACUGACUAGGUUUCUUUAACAACUUGUGGGUGGUGAUGGCCACCAAAACAAAAAAAAGUCAAAUAGUGUUGAGAAAGAUUUGUAGAUUUUGCACUCUUUUUGGUU
Molecule: messenger RNA, 2237 nt
Organism: Cuscuta campestris
Lineage: Eukaryota; Viridiplantae; Streptophyta; Magnoliopsida; Solanales; Convolvulaceae
Source: the annotation of a GenBank genome assembly